CUAGCCCCGCACAAUUUUGUAUAUGGCCAGCUAAACGUCCUUCUCUCUCUAAAACUUGAUUCUCUCUCCUAAGCUCUUUCCUCUCUCUCUCUCUCUCUCUCUCUUAGAAAGAGAUGGCUGACCGGAAAGCUGAAGUGAAUGGCAUUUCCGGCCAAACCCAGAAAACUAUUGCAGACUUUGACCCUCCCAAAAGACCCAGAAAGAACAUCUUUGCUAUUGCUUGUGCUGUUUUAGCUUCCAUGACUUCCAUCUUACUGGGUUAUGAUAUUGGUGUAAUGAGUGGAGCAGUCAUUUUCAUCAAAGAGGACCUGAAAAUCAGCGACGUGAAAGUCGAAAUCCUCACCGGAAUCCUCAACCUUUACUCCCUUCUCGGCUCCGCUGCCGCGGGGAGAACCUCCGAUUGGAUCGGGCGCCGCUACACCAUCGUCCUCGCUGGGGCGAUAUUCUUCGCCGGCGCUCUCCUCAUGGGGUUCGCCACCAACUACGCCUUCCUCAUGUUCGGCCGCUUCGUCGCCGGCAUCGGCGUCGGCUACGCCCUCAUGAUCGCCCCCGUCUACACCGCCGAGGUCUCCCCGGCCUCCUCCCGCGGCUUCCUUACCUCAUUCCCUGAGGUAUUUAUCAACGCCGGAAUCCUCCUCGGCUACGUAUCAAACUACGCCUUCUCGAAGCUCCCCACCUACUUGGGAUGGCGUCUGAUGCUCGGCGUCGGCGCCAUCCCCUCCGUAAUGCUGGCCGUCGUCGUGCUCAUCAUGCCAGAGUCUCCCCGUUGGCUUGUCAUGCAGGGCCGUCUCGGCGAGGCCAAGCGCGUCCUCGACAAAACCUCCGACUCCCUCGAAGAAGCCCAACUCCGCCUCUCUGACAUCAAACAAGCCGCCGGAAUCCCUGAACACUGCACCGACGAUGUCGUCCAAGUCAGCAAGCGCUCCCACGGCGAGGGCGUCUGGCGGGAGCUUUUACUCCAUCCAACUCCGGCCGUCAGACACAUUCUCAUCACCGCCAUCGGAAUCCACUUUUUUCAGCAGAUCUCCGGCAUAGACGCCGUCGUUUUGUACAGCCCGAGAAUCUUCGAGAAGGCCGGGAUCACCUCCUCCGACAAGAAGCUCCUCGCCACCAUGGCCGUCGGAUUCGUCAAGACGCUCUUCAUCCUGGUCGCUACUUUCCUCCUCGACCGGAUCGGACGGCGGCCGUUGCUCCUCAGCAGCGUGGGCGGCAUGAUCUUCUCCCUCGCGUCGUUGGGAAUCGCGCUGACGGUUAUCGACCACUCUUCGGAGAAGCUGAUGUGGGCGAUUGUGCUCUGCAUCGCGAUGGUGCUUGCCUACGUGGCGUUCUUCUCGAUCGGGUUGGGGCCCAUCACGUGGGUCUACAGCUCGGAGAUCUUCCCGUUGAAGCUACGCGCGCAGGGCGCGAGUAUGGCAGUGGCGGUCAAUAGGGUGACGAGUGGGGUCAUCUCGAUGAGUUUUAUUUCUCUGUAUAAGGGGAUCACGAUUGGUGGGGCCUUCUUUCUGUUCGCGGCUCUUGCUGUGGUUGCUUGGGUGUUUUUCUAUACAUUGCUUCCGGAGACGCAGGGUAGGACCUUGGAAGAUAUGGAGGUCCUUUUUGGAAAAUUCUUUAAGUGGAGGUCCGCUAAUGAAAUUUUGAAGAAUAACAGCAUGGGCAAGGAAGUCAACGGCCAAGAUAAUAAUAAUGCUAAAGCUAACGGUCAUAUUCAGUUGGGAACUACCAAGGACCAAACUAAGUAGAUGUUAAAUAUAUUAUUAUCUUGUGAUAAAUAUAGUUGGCUUUUUUUUUUUUUUUUUU
This is a messenger RNA of Morus notabilis, 1797 nucleotides long. Its product is annotated as polyol transporter 5. Bases 114 to 1739 code for a protein of 541 amino acids. Gene Ontology annotation, biological process: transmembrane transport. Gene Ontology annotation, molecular function: carbohydrate:proton symporter activity. Lineage: Eukaryota; Viridiplantae; Streptophyta; Magnoliopsida; Rosales; Moraceae. Gene Ontology annotation, cellular component: membrane. The record is from RefSeq and is a predicted model, not a curated record. The transcript has 3 exons.